GGGUCCUGCAAAGGGAGAGCGAGAGCGGCUCCACUGUCUACUUAUAAGCAGUUCCUUUCUUUUGUUUACAUGUCUGUUGCACCUCACCGAGUUUUUCUAUUCUCUUUCCUCUGGUUGGUUAGCAGAUUUCUCAGGGGACUUCCCUCCUCCCUUGAGGAUCCUUCUCUUGAAGCGAUAUGUCUCGAAUGGGUAAGAGAGAGAGAGGAAGGGAGCUUUCUUCAGUCCACCCAUGGGACGUGUUGGGUUUUAAUUAGCUGCCGACUCAUUCAUCCAAAUACCGAGCGAGAGCAAGUAACACAGCUCCGUAAAUGAAUGGAUGAUGCGGGAGUCUUGUUGAUUCCCAAGCUUUCCGUGAUUGGACUGAAGGGAGCUCCCUCUAUCUACUCCCUCCUCUUUCCUUCUUCAUCACAUCAUUCGUCUGGAAAUGCUAUUUAAUGUUUUCCUAUCUUUGUAUUUUGGCGAGACAUUAUCUUUUUCCAUUUUUAACUCUUCUUGAAAGCUCAUUCCAGGGGUCCCGAAACCUUGUUUCGUCAUCUUUUUCCAAUUCUCGCUGUUUAAUAGCGACAGUUGGGUUUCACUCGGUCACUCAAACGCGAUUCAUGCACUUCAAGGAGGUAGACGAGAAAGGAAGAACCGACUCAUUUGACGUUUUGGGCGUGCCCUUGUUACUUCUUAUUAUCUUGUUUUGUAGAGCAGCUGAAGUCUACGGCAGUCAUCAUCUCAUAUACUGCAAGUAUCUAACCGCCCUCCCAGUCAUCAUCAAGGAAAUUUGGGGUCUCCUUUUCGUCUGGCUUGUGCACAAAACAGAUGCAGACCUAUUUGCUUUUGGUCUACAGAAAACAACAGACCAAACUCAACCACGAGGCUUAAGCAGCUAAGGUCAAAGUUUCUCCGCCAACAGCAACUCUCUUUCUGGGACAACAAUUUCCCAGGGACAUGCGUGUCUCACGCACAGAGGCCGAUGCACCGAUCUACCCUCCACGUCGCUCCAAAACAUGCAGUGAAAAAGCAGUCGGUCGUGGCUAGGAUGAGACCAGUAUUGUUUUAUGAAGAAAUCUAAAUUUGUCACUACUGUUACAAUAUCUGUGUUAAUCUGAUGGGGAAUAAAAUAAUCUUUUGAAGUUCGUACCAUAUGGUAAAAGAGGUGCAAGGUGUAGUACGGUAUAUUUUUGGCCGAAAGUGGUGCGAACUUUUUAUUCUAAUUUAUCAAUACCUUAAGCGGAAAGUUAGGUUUUCGAGUGAUAUUAUAAGCAAAAAAAUGAUGUGUGAUCG
Eucalyptus grandis is the source of this 1272-nucleotide messenger RNA. RefSeq lists its product as uncharacterized. The coding region runs from base 435 to 878 and encodes 147 amino acids. The transcript is spliced from 4 exons. Lineage: Eukaryota; Viridiplantae; Streptophyta; Magnoliopsida; Myrtales; Myrtaceae. The record is from RefSeq and is a predicted model, not a curated record.